This is a messenger RNA of Toxotes jaculatrix (banded archerfish), 1967 nucleotides long. It is a transcript of the gene clic1, whose product is annotated as chloride intracellular channel 1. NCBI's taxonomy places the organism in Eukaryota, Metazoa, Chordata, Actinopteri, Toxotidae. The record is from RefSeq and is a predicted model, not a curated record. Bases 225 to 953 code for a protein of 242 amino acids. The transcript is spliced from 7 exons.
GUCCGCGCCUUUUCUUUCCGCCCCCAUCGGUCUUGAACGCCUCCUGACGUGCUCAGAGCUCAGGGCCGUGGCGCAGCACCAGGAAAUGGAGGCUCGGCUCCGCUGAUGAGUUUGUAGCUGCAGCGGCAGCAGCAGUAGCAGAACUGGGAGGAGAAACCAGCGAGAAACCAUUCAACAGGCGGCGACUCUCAGCGCUUUGAGGUUUCGUGCAUCAGCGGGUGAAGAUGAGCGACGCUAAUCAGCCCAAACUGGAACUUUUUGUGAAGGCGGGGAGUGAUGGUCAGAGCAUCGGCAACUGUCCCUUCUCCCAACGUCUCUUCAUGGUCCUGUGGCUGAAAGGAGUCACCUUUGAUGUUACCACAGUGGAUAUGAAGAGGAAGCCAGACAUCUUGAAGGACCUGGCCCCCGGUGCUCAGCCUCCCUUCCUGUUGUACGGCAGUGAGGUGAAAACUGACACCAACAAGAUCGAGGAGUUCCUGGAGGAAAAUCUCUGCCCUCCAAAGUAUCCCCGUCUGGCUGCUCGUAAUCCAGAAUCCAACACAGCGGGCAUGGACGUCUUCUCCAAAUUCUCCGCUUACGUCAAGAACUCAAACCCUCAGGCCAAUGAAAAUCUAGAGAAAGGCCUGCUGAAGGCUCUGAAGAAGCUGGAUGACUACCUUGGCUCUCCACUUCCUGACGAGAUUGACGAGAAUAGCGCCGAUGAGGUCACUUCCUCGUCCCGCCCUUUCCUGGACGGCCAAGAGCUUACUCUGGCUGACUGCAACUUGCUGCCUAAGCUUCACAUCGUGAAGGUGGUGUGUUUGAAAUACAGGAAAUUCAGCAUCCCUGAGUAUCUAACAAACCUGUGGAGGUACCUGAACGCCGCGUACGCCCGGGAGGAGUUCGCCUCCACCUGCCCGGUCGAUGAUGAGAUCCACAUGGCCUACUCCUCUGUAGCCAAAGCUCUCAAGUAGGAGGACAACAGGAUGCACAAGUCAUGAAUACACCAGCAGAACAACACAAAAGAAACAAACAAAUAAAAACACAUGUAGACACACCUUACAGACACACACUUACAUGCACACUUUCACACACUUAAAACUACAGCCUUGCUUGUGUACAAUUUCAGUAGAUCAGUAGAUGCUCACUGUAAAGUUGGAAAUGUUUAUGACAGUGGUUACAGUAUAUUCUUAAUUUUUUAUUUUUUAAAUUGUGGAGGGGUGAAUUCAACAGACACAAAGCUACCUACAAGAUCAGAUAUUCACUUGCACCUUGCAAGCCUCACACAAGCUGGUUCAACUCCUAUUUUCACUUUUGGUAUUAAGGAUUUUUUUUUUUUUUUUUUAAAGGUCACAAACAUGCAUAUCAGCGUCAGCUCACCUGCCAAAGUGUCUUUUGUGGUUUGCCUGUAAUCACAGAUGCUUCACAUUGUUGUUGAGUUUAUUCCUUCAUUGCAGAGGAAACAAGGCCUUGUACAGUUAAGGAUUACAUUUUUUUUUUUUUUUUUUUAAUCGAAGCCAACGUUUUGUUGAAACUUAGCAGAUUUUCAUAGCGCACCUCAGAGAGGAAGGGGGUGCAGGCGGGGCCUCAAAUUAGAGAGGUGGUCAUGAAAACAGUUACAGAGACAGGAAACUGUUUCAAUAGACUCUGGCUUCCUCUUUGUGCGCUCCCGCAGCAGGCGUGAAGGAUUAUUCAAGCUUACCAAGCUUAUUUUUGUGAUCCGCUGUAAGGGCCUCGUGCCAACAAUUGAUUUUGCUCUGCCUGUCAUGUGUAAAGGAUCUUUUUUCUUUAGUGUUGCAUAAAAGGAGGAGGUCAGGUUGUCGGUGUAUUGAAGUUGCUGUGAAGAGGUGAGGGCUGUUUGUUAAGUGCUACAGUGAAAGCACUUGUUCUGUCUCUUGCACUAGCUUGAAGCAUGACGCCAUCUGUUGCAUGUUUCUCAUGACUGGGGAAAAAAAAAACAGUAGGAAGUUUAAUGUAAACGUGCACAA